This is a messenger RNA of Nematostella vectensis (starlet sea anemone), 2532 nucleotides long. RefSeq names its product trichohyalin. The transcript is spliced from 17 exons. Lineage: Eukaryota; Metazoa; Cnidaria; Anthozoa; Actiniaria; Edwardsiidae. The coding region runs from base 106 to 1830 and encodes 574 amino acids. The record is from RefSeq and is a predicted model, not a curated record.
CCAUGGCAACAGACAGUGCCUUGCUCUCGCUUUGGAACGUAUGGAAACAUCGAAGUCAAACCAGCCAGGGAUUUCGAACAAAUAAUCGCACCAAAUGCUUCCAGAAUGGUGCUUCCAUUCGACAGACAGCCUCUGCUACAUAAGAGGUAUGCGAAUUUAGCGAUAUCGGUAAACGAAAAGCCAGCGAGCUCAACAAAGUCACCAACCCAACACGACGAGGCGACCGGCGAUGAAUACGCAAACUUUCUCAGGUCAUUAGCAAGCGGAGAAAGGCAAGAUGACGCAAUCACCAGGCCCAUACCAGGGGGAGGCAAGCCAGCGCAAGCAUCCUCUCCUAGAGACCAGUCACCCUCCAAGCAUCAUCCUGGUAGAGACACGUCACCCUCCAAGCAUCAUCCUGGAAGCUCCAUGAAGUCUGAUGGUCUGCUGUAUGUAACGCUAGUCGCUCAGCAGAAUGAGAAGGAUCACAAGAAAAAAAUGAGAGUAAUCGAGGACCACAUGCUACAGCACAAACAAGAAGAGCGGGAGCUCAAGCGCGCUGAGGGUGACAUCAUCAAGAAACAGCACCAUCUCAGGCGUGUCAUGCACGAAUAUGAGAACACUGUGUACAAGAAGAGAAGAGGAGAAGAAGUUAGACUCAGCGAGAACAACAAUGAUAUCGAGAAGAUUAAGCAGCAGCAUGCGAUACAAGAAGACAGGGCAACCAAAGCUCGCAUUGAGAGAAACAUGUCUGCAACACUCAAGAUGAAGGACAAGCAAAGAAAGGCCACACUUGUAAACACAUCAACGGAAUUCAACUAUCACAAAGUCGCCAAGCAGCUACAACUAACAAGAAACGAGGUGGCAAGACUGACGGCAGAGUUUGAAGCAAAUCUGAAAAAGAAAGAGGAUGAGGAGUUUCGUCUGAAGAAGGAACUCGCUGAUCUGUCCAUAUCCCUCAAUAUGGAAACUCAGAAGAAGAGAACCAUGGUCGUCGAGGACCACAAAUAUAAAAAAGAUACAACACAACGGGACAUUCAGGAGGAAAGGAGAAGAUACGGUAAUUUGGAAGACAAACUUAAGCAGCAAAGCGGUCAAGGUGUUAAACACGAGUAUACCAAGCGCCGGCUCAGCAGAGACCUCAUCAACACCAAGGACUCACUCUCCUUGAAGGGCAGGGAAGAGGGUCGUAAGAUGACAGAUGUCACCCGGCGCCUGCAGCACAACUCAACAAGUCAGCGGCAAGCCAAACUAGCGGCGGAAUACCUAGAGCUUGACCGACAGGGCAAAGAAAUUGAGGAGAGAGGCCAGUUCGCCGAAGCCCGCCGUAACCACAUGCUAGACCAGGUGACAACUCAGCGGAAACAUCAGAACACACAAGCCAUGACGGAGUGGAAAAAGAGAUUCCUGGACAAAGAGAACGAGGCGAGCCGACGGGCACACGAGGAUAACGUCCGGCAUUUACAGAAAAUUGUGUCAAAGCUUGAGGAGUCUGAGCAUGCGCUCUACAACCGAGUGCGCGCGGCGGAAAUGCAGCGACGGAAGCAGGAGCAAAUCGUUACCAGGCUCUCCACGGACUUCGACAUGCUGCGACGCGACAACGCCAGGAAGAUCAAGGAGACGGCUGUGCAGUGUCACAAAAAGGAAGUGGAAAUUGAACAAAAAUUGCUGCGAGAGAAAGCCGAGCUUAACAAGUUGCUUAGCCAGCGUGAGGAAGCCAUUCAAGUGCUAAAUUUUCAGCGCGGGAAACUUUCCAGUGACAAGUACAUGCUGUCCGAGGAGGAACGGGAACACAAUCGAAUCGCAAGGAUUGGUCAGCGGACUGAUCAGAUAGAGCAGGAUGUGUCCUAGCCCCUCCCCCCCGCGGGAAUAGCCAAAUGCCUGUCAUCUGUUAAGAGAGAUGUUCGCGGGUUUCCUGUGUUGUCGAGGGAAUAGAUAAGUCUCCCGCGCAGGCGUCCUUGGUGGGUCUCAGACUGACACUAAGGACGGCCGCGCAUGAGACUGGGGAAUAGGCAGCAAACGUGUCUCUCACUUCCUCUCUCCCAGGCCCCUGCUCACUGCUUCUUUAUCGAGAUGUUUACAUCGGGGGAUAGGCGGAGCUUGCGUUGAGCAAACUGCGCACGCGCGAAUUACCUCCCUACAGACGAUGAUGGUCUUGUCUUGUGAGAUUUACUUUGGGGGAGGGGGUGGGGCUGACUGUGUGUUAAGUGCGGAUAUGAUGAUUUCAGAGUGUUUUAUGCGGUAAUCUACUAACAAUGCAACUAACCCACAACACUUACAAUGUAACACCAAAUACACAAUUCGGAUCUUAGAUCUAUCCAACAAGUUUUUUCAAUAUUCAAUAUUUAUGGCUUUACUAAAAAAACUUAUUUUUGUAAAAAAAAAAGUUGUUCCCUGCUAGCAGAGGCCUCUUUUCUUUGUAUUAGCCCAGCGUAAUACAAAGAAAAGAGGCCUCUGCUAGCAGGGAAAACAAGAUUAAAAGUGAUACUGAUAAAUGCUUUUUUGCGCCUGUGUUUUAUUUUUGAAUUGUGGAUUUUAGUAAAAACAUGUUUU